Messenger RNA from Cajanus cajan (pigeon pea), 2220 nucleotides. RefSeq names its product pentatricopeptide repeat-containing protein CRR2, chloroplastic. Lineage: Eukaryota; Viridiplantae; Streptophyta; Magnoliopsida; Fabales; Fabaceae. Gene Ontology annotation, molecular function: protein binding; zinc ion binding; RNA binding. Gene Ontology annotation, biological process: RNA modification. The record is from RefSeq and is a predicted model, not a curated record.
UUGGUCUUAUCCACUUACAUAUAUAUUUGUAUUGAGACUUAGGACUUUCCUAAUUAUUUACGAACUCAGAUGCUCCUUUGAGACUGUCACUUCAAACUUUUAGUCAGCAUACUUUUGUUUAUUUGCUACCAGCCACUAGGAAAAAAAAAAAACACUUAAAACCAGCGAUACUCAAUGGGAGCAGAGUCUUGUAUUGACCUGUUGUUGAGAUGCAGAAACGUUUUCCAUAUCAGACAGGUUCAUGCCAAUGUAUUAGUCAACGGAACAAUCCAAGACCUGGUUGUUGCAAACAAGCUCCUUUACACCUAUGCACAACACAGGGCCAUUAGUGAUGCAUACUCUCUGUUUGAUGGAUUGACAAUGAGAGACCCCAAAACUUGGAGUGUCAUGGUUGGUGGAUUUGCCAAGGUUGGAGACCAUGCAAGUUGCUAUGCUACCUUCAGGGAGGUUCUGAGAUGUGGUGUUACACCUGACAACUACACUUUGCCUUUUGUGAUAAGAACUUCCAGAGACACAAAGGACCUUCAAAUGGGUCGUGUGAUCCAUGAUGUGGUCUUGAAACAUGGGUUGCAUUUGGAUCACUUUGUUUGUGCCUCCCUUGUAGACAUGUAUGCCAAGUGCAUGGUGGUUGAGGAUGCUCAGCGGUUGUUUGAGAGAAUGCUCAGUAAGGACCUCGUGACAUGGACGGUGAUGAUUGGUGCUUAUGCUGAUUGCAAUGCCUAUGAGUCAUUGGUCUUGUUUGAUCGGAUGAGGGAAGAAGGUGUUGUUCCUGAUAAGGUUGCUAUGGUGACUGUUGUCAACGCGUGUGCUAAACUGGGGGCUAUGCACAGGGCUAGGUUUGUUAAUGAAUACAUUGUGAGAAAUGGUUUCUCCUUGGAUGUGAUAUUGGGGACCGCACUGAUUGAUAUGUAUGCAAAGUGUGGGAGUGUUGAGUCUGCAAGAGAGGUUUUUGAUAGGAUGAAAGAAAAGAAUGUUGUUUCUUGGAGUGCCAUGAUUGCUGCAUACGGUUAUCAUGGGAUGGGGCAGGAAGCCAUUGGUUUGUUUCAUAUGAUGUUGAGCUGUGCAAUAUUGCCGAACAGGGUCACCUUUGUGUCCCUCUUAUAUGCUUGUAGUCAUGCAGGACUCAUUGAAGAGGGUCUUCGGUUCUUCGAUUCUAUGUGGGAAGAACAUGCUGUUACCCCUGAUGUCAAACAUUAUACCUGUAUGGUUGAUCUUCUAGGCCGUGCUGGGAGGCUAGAUGAGGCUUUACGGUUAAUUGAGGCUAUGAAUGUUGAAAAAGAUGAGAGGCUGUGGAGUGCUUUGCUUGGGGCAUGUAGAAUUCAUGGGAACAUGGAGUUGGCAGAGAAGGCUGCCAAUUCUCUACUUGAACUACAGCCACAAAAUCCAGGGCACUAUGUGUUGCUAUCUAAUAUUUAUGCAAAAGCUGGUAAGUGGGAAAAGGUGGCAAAAUUUAGGGAUAUGAUGUCCCAAAGGAAGCUGAAAAAAGUUCCUGGAUGGACAUGGAUUGAAGUGGAUGACAAAACCUAUCAGUUUAGUGUCGGAGAUAGAUCCCAUCCUCAAUCAAAGGAAAUCUAUGAAAUGUUGAUGAGUUUGAUUAAGAAGUUGGAGAUGGCUGGAUAUGUACCUGAUACAGAUUUUGUGUUGCAAGAUGUCGAGGAGGAAGUUAAGAAAGAAAUGUUGUAUACACAUAGUGAAAAGUUGGCUAUUGCAUUUGGUCUAAUUGGAAUCCCUGAGGGUGAACCCAUAAGGAUCUCUAAAAAUUUGAGGGUCUGUGGUGAUUGCCAUACAUUUAGUAAGAUGGUUUCAGCCAUUAUGAGAAGGUCCAUAAUUGUUAGGGAUGCAAAUCGUUUUCACCAUUUUAGUAAGGGGACUUGUUCAUGCGGGGACUACUGGUAGCAUGAUGACCGUAUACAGUUUAAUUUUGUGUUCAACUGUAUAUUACAUAUGCUUAGAAGGUGCCAAAGUUACAUGACAAUUUUGAAAUGUAUUUUUUUUUUACUAUAACAGAUGGGUACUUUAGUAAGUUGAGUCCAUAUUGGAAUUUUGCAGGUAUAACUAGAUUUUCUUCUGCAAUAUAGCCUCAUUUAUAAGCAACAAAAUAUAUCAUAGAUCGAUAAGAACUGACUCUUAGUUAAAACUAUGGAUGGGAAUCUGGAUUAUUUUUAUUCUGAACUUGCUACGGUAAUGUUAGUUACUUUUGCCAGUUUCUGCUUGUUGAUU